CACAAGAGGGGAGGGGAACCUAGGCCUCGGUGAAGGAGAGCAGAAGGACAGUGCCGCCGUCCCCAGCUCCUCUCUCUGCCAUGGCUCUGCCUCUGCGGUCCCUGAGCCGGGGCUUGGCGAGCGCGGCCAAGGGAGGCCACGGAGGGGCAGGAGCCAGCACCUGGCGCCUCCUGACCUUCGUGCUGGCGCUGCCCAGCGUGGCCGUCUGCACCCUCAACUCCUGGCUCCACAGGGGCCACCACGAGCGCCCCGAGUUCAUCCCCUACCACCAUCUGCGCAUCCGCACCAAGCCCUUCUCCUGGGGGGACGGCAACCAUACUCUUUUCCACAAUCCCCGCGUCAACCCUCUGCCAACCGGCUACGAACGACCCUGAGGCCCGGCGAUGGCCCGGGCGCAAUAAAGGUUGCAAGCUCGGUG
Cynocephalus volans (Philippine flying lemur) is the source of this 418-nucleotide messenger RNA. Its product is annotated as cytochrome c oxidase subunit 6A2, mitochondrial. Gene Ontology annotation, biological process: mitochondrial electron transport, cytochrome c to oxygen. The record is from RefSeq and is a predicted model, not a curated record. Gene Ontology annotation, molecular function: enzyme regulator activity. Gene Ontology annotation, cellular component: mitochondrial inner membrane. Lineage: Eukaryota; Metazoa; Chordata; Mammalia; Dermoptera; Cynocephalidae. The transcript is spliced from 3 exons. Bases 81 to 374 code for a protein of 97 amino acids.